Closterium sp. NIES-65 is the source of this 777-nucleotide messenger RNA. The record is from the annotation of a GenBank genome assembly. Lineage: Eukaryota; Viridiplantae; Streptophyta; Zygnematophyceae; Desmidiales; Closteriaceae.
AUGGGUUCUGAAAACGGCCAGAGUGGCCAAUUCCGCGCGCCGCACCUCCCGCCUUCUUCCCUAAGCGCUUCGUCUAGUACAUCCUCUUCUGUUUCUACUGCUGCGGCUCCUCCUGCUUCUUCCGCCGCAAACACCGCGACCGGCAGCAGCGGCGUCUGGGGGGCGGACAUGCAUCCGUCCGCGGCGGAGUUUCUCCCCCAGUCGUUCUCCUCCCAGCACUCCGCGCUUCCGGUGGCUCCCUUCCCCGCGCCCCUCGCCGCGCGGAUGUUCCCCGCGCAGUCCAUCUACCGCCCGGACUUCACGCAGUCGGACCGCUACUACCCCGCCGCUGCGAGCCGCUGGGGCGGCGGCGCGUUUGCGUCCGGCGACGAUUACUACGACGGAAUCGCGGAGGAGAACGAAGGCGAAUGGGCGGAAGACGCUCUAGACACGUACAUCGACAGCCUGGACACCCGCGACGCCGCCGGGCUCGGUCCCGGGUAUUACUACGACGGGCCUGUCGGCGGUGCUGCUUGUAACGAGGACUUGGAGCUCGAACCCCCUGCUCCUGCGGCGACGUUCAACUGGACUCAAAUAGAGGAGUCGUGUCAGCGCAUGGAGGAGCAGCACAUGCGCAUCAUGGAGGUCGACCUGACGUGCAUCGGCGACGGCAACGGUGGCGAGCAGUGCCGCUGCCGCUGCCAGCGCCGAGCAGAGACUCGGUGUUUUCCGCGCAUGGUCGUAGGGGUGGCAGUAAGAGCACUGGCGGCGGUGGUGCUAGCAGCAGCACGAUGCUGA